Messenger RNA from Dinoponera quadriceps, 1569 nucleotides. RefSeq names its product notchless protein homolog 1 (gene Nle). The record is from RefSeq and is a predicted model, not a curated record. Gene Ontology annotation, cellular component: nucleolus. Gene Ontology annotation, biological process: Notch signaling pathway; ribosomal large subunit assembly. Gene Ontology annotation, molecular function: protein binding. The transcript has 7 exons. Lineage: Eukaryota; Metazoa; Arthropoda; Insecta; Hymenoptera; Formicidae. The coding region runs from base 114 to 1544 and encodes 476 amino acids.
AACAUAUACGUAUAUACGCCAUAUUGAACGGAUGUUUGAAAUAUAGCGCGUGUUCGAGGGAUCGAAGGACCGCAGGUGUUCGCAAUAGUGCCUUUUUACAUCAGUUUCACAAGAUGAGUAAGAGAAAAUUCGAAGACGACGCUUCUACGGACGCCGAAGUCAGGAAGGCUGCGUCCCUUUUUAAAUCUGACACUGGCGAACUUUUGUCCUGUGGUGUUUUACAUAUACCGGUCAAUGCCACUGUGGAUAAACUGCAGGAUCUUUGCAACGCUCUGUUGCAGCAAGAGGACCCGUUACGUUUGGCAUUUUAUAUAAACAAUGUGGAAGUUACAGACACAUUGGAGAAACACUUAAAUGACGACUUUGAUUUCCAAGAGGACAUCGUGGAAAUUGUGUAUCAGCCACAGGCAUUGUUCAAAGUCAGAGCUGUCACAAGAUGUACAGGAUCGUUAGAAGGACACAAAGAAGCCGUUAUAUCCGUUGCAUUUUCACCAGAUGGCAAGUAUCUGGCGAGUGGUUCUGGCGACACAACCGUAAGGUUCUGGGAUAUCUUUACACAAACACCUUAUUACACAUGCGAGGGUCAUAGACACUGGGUGUUAUGUAUUUCUUGGUCACCUUGUGGUUCUAAGCUCGCCUCUGCGUGUAAAAACGGAUCGAUUUAUUUGUGGGAUCCAAAUACUGGCAAGCAAAUAGGAAGAGCGAUGACAGGACAUAAAAUGUGGGUGACAUCCUUGUGCUGGGAGCCCUAUCACAAGAAUCCCGAAUGCCAGUACUUGGCGAGCGCAUCCAAGGAUUGUGACGUAAGAAUUUGGGAUACAAAGAGGUCACAGACCUGCCGUACCUUGUCGGGCCACACGAAAAGCGUGACCUGCGUCAAGUGGGGUGGCAGCGGUCUUAUUUAUUCCGCCUCCCAGGACAGAACCGUCAAAGUGUGGCGAGCAGAAGAUGGCGUGCUCUGCAGGACCUUGGUAGGCCAUGCCCACUGGGUAAACACCUUGGCCUUGAACGUGGACUAUGUGCUCAGAACUGGCCCGUUUCAUCUGGGAUCGAACGCAGACUCGGAUCCGCUGGUAUACGCCAAGAAACAAUAUGAAUCAGUAGGCGAAGAGAGACUUGUGUCCGGGUCCGACGACUUCACACUGUUCUUGUGGAAGCCGGAGAAAGAGAAAAAAUCAAUCGCAAGAAUGACCGGUCACCAGCAACUCAUUAACGAUGUCAAGUUUUCGCCCGACGGCCGUACGAUCGCAUCCGCGUCCUUCGACAAGUCCAUCAAAUUGUGGGAGUCCACUACCGGGAAGUUCAUCGCCUCGUUGAGAGGUCAUGUUCAAGCGGUUUACUCGAUAGCGUGGAGCGCCGACUCUCGUCUGCUGGUCAGCGGCAGCGCGGACUCGACCCUGAAAGUGUGGAGUAUGAAGACCAAGAAGUUGGAACAGGAUUUACCCGGUCACGCGGACGAGGUUUAUGCCGUCGACUGGUCGCCCGACGGACUACGAGUCGCUUCAGGCGGAAAGGACAAAGUUUUGCGACUGUGGCAAAAUUGAAUUAAAUAUAAGUAAAGAAAGAAAA